Messenger RNA from Penicillium lagena, 1533 nucleotides. RefSeq lists its product as uncharacterized. The coding region runs from base 1 to 1533 and encodes 510 amino acids. Lineage: Eukaryota; Fungi; Ascomycota; Eurotiomycetes; Eurotiales; Aspergillaceae. The record is from RefSeq and is a predicted model, not a curated record. The transcript is spliced from 3 exons. Gene Ontology annotation, cellular component: nucleus.
AUGAACUCCAGCGUCCCGCCGUGGCGUGCAACUGCCUCGCCUUCCAGCACAUCUUUAUUUCAUCAGACUGCACCUCCAGCCUAUAUCCCGGUGCAAGCACGCCGUAGCCUGACUUCUAAUAAGUCUACCCACACAGCCUCCAACGGAUUUGCCGCUCAGCCGACCAUGCCUACGACAGCCGACUCCGAGCGAAAGCGGAUCGAGUUCCCACCGGCUGUACGAUCGUAUGUGCAGCGAUGCUUUGCGCCAGAAAACCAGAUCGCAAGUGUUAGCAAUGCAGAAAUGCAAGAGAAGUUGAAAAAUGUCAUCACCAACGCGGCGGAGUCCAACCAACUGGAAUCCAUCGACUGGGAACGGCUAGCACUCCCCCAGGUGAUGGUCCAGAAUGAGCGCAACAAGAUUCUGGCCAACCCCAGUAUCUCGAACUGGGCUGCUGCCGGACAACCAUCCUCGCCGCACAAGAGAAAAUCCAUGGAGGGCCACCAGCCGGAGACCAGCUCGCCACCGUGGAGGAAAGCUAAUCAUCGCAGAGGUUUCGAAGAUCGAGUCACUUACCCACCCACAGAAAAGAGGCAGCGCUUGACCCUGGACGACUCUAGUAAGUCCAAAGCUAAUUUGGAAAUGAGAAAGAAACGCUUCGAGGGCGCCGGAAGUGGCUAUGGCUCCCCCUACUCCCCAUCUCCUGCGCACUCUCCGGUCCAAAGUGCCGCUGCCGACCAGGGCCCGGUGGUUGGUCGCUGCCAAACCCUGGAGAAGAAUUAUUUCCGUUUGACGUCUGCUCCCAAUCCGGACACUGUCCGUCCACUCGUGGUGCUGGAAAAGACCCUGGAUCUCCUGAAGAAAAAAUGGAGACAAGAGGCCAACUACGGGUACAUCUGUGACCAGUUCAAAUCCCUCCGCCAGGACUUGACAGUGCAGCACAUCCGGACCGAGUUCACGGUGCUUGUGUACGAAAUCCACGCGCGGAUUGCCUUGGAGAAGGGGGAUCUUGGUGAGUAUAACCAGUGCCAGACGCAGCUGCGGGUGCUGUACGCGCAGCAGCUGGGCGGCCACCCAACGGAGUUCAAGGCGUAUCGUAUUCUCUAUUUCAUUUACACCCGCAACUGGACGGCCAUGAAUGACGCCCUGGCCGAUGUGACCGCCGCAGACAGGCAAGACCCGGCCGUUAAGCAUGCCCUGGAGGUUCGGUCCGUCCUGGCGCUGGGCAACUACCAUCGGUUCUUUCAGUUGUAUCUCGACACACCGAAUAUGGGGGCGUAUCUGAUGGACAUGUUUGUUGACCGCGAACGCCUCUCCGCGCUGGCCGUUAUCUGUAGAGUGUACAAACCCGACGUCACUAUUCGGUUCAUCACGGAGGAACUCGGCUUCGAGUCUGAUGAGCAGACCGCCCGGUUCAUCCUAGAUCAUGCGUCGGACACCCUUCUCGAGGAGCGGGAGGGGUCCGUGAGACUAUUGACCGGCAAAGCGGGCCAGGUCUUUGAACGAGCCAAGUCCGAAGCCCACCGCGUCGUCGACAUUAAAGGGCAGAUCUAG